Molecule: messenger RNA, 618 nt
Organism: Symbiodinium natans
Lineage: Eukaryota; Dinophyceae; Suessiales; Symbiodiniaceae
Source: the annotation of a GenBank genome assembly
AUGCACCACGCAGUGUCGAAGAUGGAUUUGGGGGGGCAUGGGCUGACUGACCAUAUGGCGCGGCUGCUUCAGGAGCAAGGCCACUCGUUCACGACAGACUCGGAUCAGCGCAUUGUGCGCGACAUUAAGGAGAAGAUGUGCUACGUGCCACUGGACUACGCUUGCGAAGUGGACAGCCUGAACGCGUCGACGCGGUCGCAACCGAUGACCUUCCAACUGCCGGACGGCACGCCACUUUCGUUAGGCUCUGCCUGCGUCUCCUGCCCAGAGGCUCUCUUUGACCCCAGCCUGGUUGGCAAGGAGGUCGGACUGGUGGAUCUCAUCUCCAGAUCAAUCCAGGCCUGCGAUGCAGAUGUUCAGUGCUCCCUCUACCAGACCAUCCUCCUGGCUGGAGGGACCAGCCUUCUGCCGGGGCUGCCAGAGCGCCUGGCCAGGGACUUGAUGGCGGCAGGCGUCACCCAGGUGCAACCAAAGGUCCUGGCGCUCGAAAAUCGGCAGUGGAGUGCGUGGGUGGGGGGAUCCAUCCUCGCGGAUCUGGAGGUGUUUCCGAGAAUGUGCGUCAGCAAGGAGGAGUAUGACGAAGAAGGGCCUGUCAUCGCUCACCGGAAGUAUGUGUAG